Molecule: messenger RNA, 344 nt
Organism: Cylicostephanus goldi
Lineage: Eukaryota; Metazoa; Nematoda; Chromadorea; Rhabditida; Strongylidae
Source: the annotation of a GenBank genome assembly
AUGGAUCAAGCUGAAGAGACGGCAAUUUUCUCAGCCGAGUUUAUACUUGAGUGGAACGAUGCUUUUCUAAAAUGGGACCCGGUAGAAUUCGACGGUCGGAAAAAAAUCAAAAUCAAGGAACAGCUCGUUUGGCGUCCGGAUGUUAUAGUAUCUACGAGCAUAGCGAAAGAAACCUUGCUGGAUGCGAAUCAACUGUAUUUGGAGGUUUUCUUCGACGGCACAGUUAGGCAAAGCAUCUACGCUGUUUAUACGAACUUGUGCGAUAUGAAAGUGAGUUGUGCUGUGAUUUGCGAGCCUGAGUUCCUAAAAAAAACAUUCCCUCUCUACUCUGCUUUACCCUGACA